Funneliformis geosporum is the source of this 354-nucleotide messenger RNA. The record is from the annotation of a GenBank genome assembly. NCBI's taxonomy places the organism in Eukaryota, Fungi, Glomeromycota, Glomeromycetes, Glomerales, Glomeraceae.
AUGGAAGACAUUCACAAUAAAAAAUUUAUUCAUCGAGACCUUCACAGUGGAAAUAUAUUAUUUGUUAAAUCAAAUGCCUCCAAAUAUCAAUGGCAAAUUGGAGAUUUGGGCUUAUCACAACCUGCAAAUAAUACUCCAUUAAAUAAUGAAAUAUAUGGUGUAAUACCUUAUAUAGCCCCGGAAAUAUUUAAUGGCGUUGCAUUCUCAAAAGCAUCCGACGUUUAUAGCAUGGCAUUUUAUACAAGUAAAGCAUUAAGUUCUUUGAUUUCUAUGUAUUUAUCUAUAGAUUUAUCUUCUAUUUCUUCAAACUCAUCAAAAGAAUAUAUUUCGAAAGCAUUUGAAUAUGACAUUUAA